This is a messenger RNA of Xenopus laevis (African clawed frog), 2992 nucleotides long. RefSeq names its product aldehyde dehydrogenase 16 family member A1 S homeolog (gene aldh16a1.S). Lineage: Eukaryota; Metazoa; Chordata; Amphibia; Anura; Pipidae. Gene Ontology annotation, molecular function: oxidoreductase activity, acting on the aldehyde or oxo group of donors, NAD or NADP as acceptor; oxidoreductase activity; aldehyde dehydrogenase (NAD+) activity. The record is from RefSeq and is marked provisional.
GGCUGCCUCCACUGGAGCGGACAAACACUCGGUUAAGGACAUUUUCUUUAGCAUGGAGUACGGGCCGGCCCCGGAGGCUGCCAAUAUAGCUCAGGCUUGGCUUGAUUCUCAUCAGCGCAGCUUUGGACAUUUUAUUGAUGGCAAGUGGUUAAAACCUGAAGGCCGAAAGACCUACACCACCAAGAACCCAGCUACAGGGGAGGCUCUGGCCACCACAAUCCAAGGAGAGGAUGAGGAUGUGGAGACUGCAGUUAAAGCUGCACGGAAAGCCUUUGAGUCCUGGAGUAAGCUUCCUUGCCAUGUCCGAGCCCGCUAUCUGUACAGCAUUGCCCGCACUGUACAAAAACAUCAGAGAUUACUAAGCGUGAUUGAAAGUAUGGACAAUGGGAAGCCAAUCCGUGAGUCACGGGACUGUGAUGUUCCACUUGUGGUUCGCCAUUUCUAUCAUCAUGCUGGAUGGGCACAGCUCAGGGAUACUGAAAUGAAUGGAUGGAAGCCCCUUGGUGUUAUUGCUGCUAUUGUUCCUUGGAAUUUUCCUCUAAUGUUACUCACCUGGAAGAUUUGUCCUGCUUUAGCCAUGGGUAACACCGUAGUGCUUAAACCUGCUACCUACACACGGCUGACCGCACUGCUGCUAGCAGAGAUCUGUGCUGAGGCAGGACUUCCACCGGGAGUAUUCAAUGUGGUCACUGGCAAUGGAGCCUUUGGUGGGAAACUGGCUGACCAUCCAGAUGUGGACAAAGUAGCAUUUACUGGUUCUACCGAGGUUGGGCGGACUCUGCGCAAAGCAACAGCUGGCACCGGGAAGAAAUUAUCUCUGGAGCUUGGUGGGAAAUCGCCAUUCAUUGUGUUUGACACAUCUGAUCUAGAUAGUGCUGUAGAGGGAAUAGUGGAUGCCAUCUGGUUCAAUCAAGGCCAGGUUUGCAGUGCUGGCUCACGGCUUCUUAUGCAAGAAUCUAUCUCGGAAGAUUUAGUUCGCCGACUUAAGCAGAGGAUGUCACAUUUGAGGCUGGGAGACAGCCUAGAUAAAACCAUAGAUAUGGGAGCCUUGGUGGAUGAGACACAGAAAAAAACAAUUGAGGAGUUUGUGGAAGAAGCACGGGCAGAGGGAGCAGACGUUUUCCAGUCACCUGGUCCCAUUCCGAAGAAAGGGUUGUUCUACCCUCCCACCUUAAUCACUGGAGUGAACACCACAUCACGAUGUGUGAGAGAAGAGAUUUUUGGACCAGUUCUGGUUGCAAUGACCUUUCGCACAGCAAAAGAAGCAAUAGCCCUGGGGAACAAUACUCCAUAUGGACUGGCUGCAAGUGUGUGGACAGAAAACCUUCCCUUAGCGCUUGAGGUUGCCCUUAGUAUUAAAGCAGGCACAGUGUGGGUGAAUGGGCACAACAUAUUUGAUGCAGCUGCUGGCUUUGGUGGUUACAAAGAAAGUGGAUUUGGCCGUGAUGGGGGUAAGGAGGGACUUUAUGAAUAUGUAAGACCUUCUUGGGAGAGCAGGCCCCAGCCUAACCCCGGUGAACUGAAUUACAAAACAUUUGCUGCCUCAUAUGGGGCUGACUUACCUCCUAUUCCUGGACAGAAGGAUAUCCAGCCAUCUGUUAUUCAACUCCAGGACAGCCGGAUACCCAGCGUCGACAGGACCUACAAACUCUAUUACGCUGGAGCCCAGAAGCGCCCAGAUGGAAUGUACUCUCGCCCAGUCUGUGGACCUGAUGGGACUGUCGUAGCUUAUGUCUCUGAUAGCAACAGAAAAGAUGUCCGCAAUGCAGUGGAAGCUGCACACAAAGCUGCUCCAGGGUGGGGGAAAAGGGCAGCACACAACAGAGCACAGAUUGUGUACUACAUGGCUGAAAACCUUGAGCUACGAAGGGACGAGGUGGCACAGAGACUGAGCACCCUGACAGGGCAAUCCAAGGAGAAGGCUUUGCUGGAAGUAGAUCUGAGCAUCCAAAGGUUGUUUUACUGGGGAGCAUAUUGUGACAAAUAUGGAGGCACUGUACAGGAAACCUUGCUGUAUGGGGCAACUGUUAUGAUUCGGGAACCAGUUGGUGUGGUGGGCAUUACUUGCCCAGAUGAAUAUCCUCUCCUGAGUUUUGUCAGUCUCUUUGCUCCAGCUAUUGUGCGUGGAAAUGCCGUGAUUAUGAUACCAAGCGAGAAGUUUCCUCUGCCAGCCUUAGAUUUCUACCAGGUGUUUGAUACAUCAGACCUUCCUGGAGGAGUUGUGAACCUUCUCACAGGAGGACGAGAUCACCUAGCCAAGUACUUGGUGGAGCAUCAAGAUGUCCAGGCCAUGUGGUACUUUGGCUCUGAGCAGGGUUCUAAGUUCGUUGAAUGGUCUUCAGCGGAGAACUGUAAGCGAACAUGGGUGAACUAUGGCCAUGCAAGAGAUUGGGAAGAUGUGCAUCAGGGAUCAGGUGAAGAGUUCCUGUACCAAGCUACACAGUGUAAAAAUAUCUGGAUCCCCAUGGGUGAAAUCUUUGCCAACUGAAGCCUCAUUAAGAGAUAUAAGUCGUUAGUUGGUAAUUACAAGGGAUCAGUGUAGGAUUGGGCUCAUUGAACAUUUCAAGUGCAAAACUGUGCACAUUUAAAAGUUGUUCUCAAAGGUCUGUACAUGCUCUUUGCAGCUUGCACCAAUAUAACGGUUCAGCUUGCUUUGACUAACUGGUUACCAACUGGACUCAAAGAAUCCCUUGAAUUAACACUAGUUUAGGGAGAAUUCUGCCUACGUUAUGCCAACAUACUUUUCAGGGACUAUCUAUGAGCUGCUAAUCACUAAAUAUGAAUAGGGUACCUAUAAAGAUUGCCCUUUAACUGCCAAAUAUUACUCUGUUACUUUUUAAUUCAUUACAGUGCCUUCAAAUGCCAGAAUAAUAAUGUACUGUACACCGGAAAUGGAUAUCAAGCCUCAAACAGAUGCUUUUGUGCUGCUAUAGAUCAAAUAUAUGCUAUGGGAACACUCACAUUUCAAUAAAUCCAUUCAUUUCUCAUGUCA